This is a messenger RNA of Sarcophilus harrisii (Tasmanian devil), 948 nucleotides long. RefSeq names its product synaptonemal complex central element protein 1-like. Lineage: Eukaryota; Metazoa; Chordata; Mammalia; Dasyuromorphia; Dasyuridae. The coding region runs from base 1 to 948 and encodes 315 amino acids. Gene Ontology annotation, biological process: synaptonemal complex assembly. The record is from RefSeq and is a predicted model, not a curated record. The transcript has 11 exons. Gene Ontology annotation, cellular component: synaptonemal complex.
AUGAAGUCAUAUGUCCUGGAUGAAAAUGGAGCGGGGCUGUAUGCCAAACGAGGGGCCUCUGAGGCCCAUGACCCUGGAGACCACUGGGAUGCCACUGAGCAGCAUGGAAUGAGGACGUGGACAGAUCCUGUGCUUAUGGAGAAGUGUUUUGGACGCAAAGCCAGCAAUGCCGCCAGCUUGCUGCAGUUUCUGUCCCUUGCAGUGAGCUUGGAGGAGCCACAAGUGAAAGAAGUCUUGAGCAAGAAGCAAGAAACUCUGAGGACCCUUUCCCUGCACUGCCAGGAGAAAGACACCGAGGCUGUCAGGCAGCUGGCAGUGACUGGGGAACACAAGAAGAGGAUAACCAAGCUCAGCUCUAACAUCCAGGAAGAAAGACCCAAGAAAAGGAAGCAGAGGACGGAGUCCGGCUGGCAACUAGAGGGAAUGAUGGAGAAGCACAAGGUCCUCUGGGAAUUCCACAUGAGGGGAAAACCCUUGGUUGGGAUCAAAGAAACCUGGUUAUAUACACGGGGAGUAGGCAGACACAUGGUCCCAGAAAUGAGCAGCAGCAGCAGCAGCCACAAGGAUCAGCUGAUGAUGGAGGAAAGGCAAAGUCAGGAGAAGCCUGGCAGCCUCCAGGCCCAGGUGGGCGCGUUGAUUGGACCUGAGGGCGUGGCUGAAGCCACAGGUGCCAGCGGUGAGGAUGCCUUCCUGGGCACUGUGGACGCUGCUGCAGCCGUGCAACUGCUUGAAGAAGAAAACAAGAAAGCUACAGAAGUCCUGGAGGCAGCCAUUCUGCACUAUCACCAGCUGCAGCAGAAAUACCAGAGGAUGAAGAGGCAGCUAGAAGCUCUUAGCGGCAAGCAAGGGUCUCAGGAGAGAAGCCCUGAGGGGGCUGCUGGAGGGAAAAGCAGCUUGUUACCAAGGGAGAGUGAGGCUGGAAACUUGGUGAAACUCUGCUUUACUUGA